Messenger RNA from Ruditapes philippinarum (Manila clam), 4680 nucleotides. RefSeq lists its product as uncharacterized. The coding region runs from base 78 to 4541 and encodes 1487 amino acids. The record is from RefSeq and is a predicted model, not a curated record. NCBI's taxonomy places the organism in Eukaryota, Metazoa, Mollusca, Bivalvia, Venerida, Veneridae. The transcript is spliced from 30 exons. Gene Ontology annotation, molecular function: protein binding.
GUUAAAACAUUUAGUACCUACUGUUAACUUUACUGUGAACAAGUAAACUUUCUUCAAAUAGCGUGUUGGUAGGCAAGAUGUUUGCACUGUUGCUUUUGGUGUUAGUUCCAGGCAGCAUAGAUUCAUUAGAAUGUUAUUCUUGCUCAAAUGUGACGGACAUUAAAAGCUGCCUCCAUACUACAUUCUGCAGCUAUAAAGAGUCAUGCCUGACAAAUGCAGUCUCAUCAGCACAGACAACAACGUAUUCCCUAGGUUGUGUUGAUAAUCAGUUGUGUAGAACGCAUUCAGCAGCAGGGCUUGUCGGCCGUGAUAUUAGCGCACGUGAUACUAAUUGCCACGAAUGCUGUAGUACUGAGAGAUGCAAUAAUCAACUUUGUCUUCACAACAAACCUACAACGUGCAUAGACGAUGUGAAAGUUGACUGUGCGUAUAUGAAUGCCAUGUUUGAUAUUUGUAAAGACGUCAAUCACUCAAAGAAUGUCUGUCCAAAGUUUUGUGGCCUCUGUACGCUAGUUGAUGGUAACUGGGCCGAGUGGUCACCAUGGUCUGAAUGUGACGUUACGUGUGAAAACGGCAUACAGACAAGAAAACGAACUUGUACCAACCCAGCUCCUGCUAACAAAGGCCUGGACUGUAUUGGAAAUAGCACCGCUACUAAACCAUGUGUUAAGCAGUUAUGUCCAAUUCACGGCGGUUGGGCAAUAUGGACAAACUGGGGAGCUUGUUCUGUGACUUGUGAAUUUGGUAUACAAAGAAGACAUCGUAACUGUACCAAUCCAUAUCCUUCUAGAUUUGGAGACCACUGUUUUGGGGACACAAUGGAUGAUAGAGUUUGUAUGGUUAAAGCUUGUGCUAAUGGAGGUUGGACAGCAUGGGGAAGUUGGACAAGCUGUAGCGCUUCCUGUGACGGUGGUAUUCGUACACAAUCACGAACUUGCACAAACCCUCGGCCUUCUCCACAGGGUAAAGCAUGCGACGGGGAUCCGAUGAAAAUUGACAUUUGUAAUACUUCGACCUGUCGUAAGACACCAAACGUAGCAUUCAGCGUAUCCCAUUUGACAGACACCGGUCCUUCUCCUGGUGAAAUAAUGAAAUAUAAAACAGUUUUGUUAAAUGCAGGAAACGGAUACAAUCCUUCAACUGGAAUAUUCACUGCUCCUGUUGGUGGUACAUACUCAUUCAAUGUUCAAAUGUGUUUACAUCCGGGCACUUAUUCGUACUAUGUUAUAAAAGUUGGAAGUAAAACAGUGUCAGCCCAAUUUGGACGUGAUGCAAGCUACUACGAUUGUUUUCCAAGUCAUGCACUGGCUGUUGUUCAAAAGAGUGAACAAGUCACUGUUCAAUGGACAACAACUAGUUAUUCUUCAGGUCGUAUCUAUGAAUACAAUAGUUAUACAAAUUCCUUCUCUGGUGUUUUGCUACGUACACUAUCAAAGCGAAUGUUUACACUAGUACUGUUGGUGUUGGUUCCACGUAGCAUAAGCUCCUUGGAAUGCUACUCUUGUUCAAAUGUGACGAACAUAGGAAGUUGCAUUCAUACCACAUUGUGCAGUCAUGGACAGUCAUGCAUGACAAAUGCAGUUAUGUCAGUACAGACAACAUUUACAUUGGGUUGUGUUGAAAAUCAGCAAUGUAGAGCACAUUUAGGUGGUGCAGCAGGGCUUGUUGGUCGUGAUAUCAGCGCACGUGAUAUUACUUGUCACGAAUGCUGCAGUACCGACAGAUGUAAUAACAGACUUUGUUUUCACAACAAACCUACAAUGUGCAUAGACGAUGUAAAAGUUGACUGUGCUUAUUUAAAUGCCAUGUUUGAUAUUUGUAAAGACGUCAAUCACUCAAAGAAUGUGUGUCCACAGUUUUGUGACCAAUGCGGGCUCGUUGAUGGUAACUGGGCUGUGUGGUCGCCAUGGUCAGAAUGUGAUGUAACAUGUGAAAACGGCAUACAGACAAGAAAACGAACAUGCACUAACCCAAGGCCGGCUAACCAAGGUCUAGACUGUAUUGGAAAUGGCACCGAAACCAAACCAUGCGUUAAGCAGUUAUGUCCAAUUCACGGCGGUUGGACAAAAUGGUCAAACUGGGAGGCUUGUUCUGUCACAUGUGAUACUGGAAUUCAAAGAAGACAUCGUAACUGUACCAAUCCAUAUCCUUCUAGAUUUGGAGACCACUGUUUUGGAGACACAAUGGAUGAUAGAAUUUGUAUGGUUCGAGCGUGCGCAAACGGUGGAUGGACUACAUGGGGAGGUUGGUCAAGCUGUAGUGAUUCCUGCUAUGGUGGUAUACGUACCCAGUCACGAACUUGCACAAACCCGCGACCUUCCUCGCAUGGUGAUGCUUGCUCUGGCAAUUCUAUCAAAAUUGCAAGUUGCAAUAGGGUGCCAUGUCUACCAAACGUGGCUUUCAACGUUUACCAUUUGACAGAUCAUAGUCCGUCUGCUGGUGAAAUAAUGAAGUAUAAAACAGUUUUAUUAAACGCGGGAAAUGGAUAUGAUCCUUCGACUGGGGUUUUUACUGCUCCAGUUAAUGGAACAUACAUAUUUAGCGUUCAAAUGUGUCUGCAACCAGGUACUUACUCGUUCUAUGCUAUAAAGGUUGGGAGUACAACUAUAGCAGCUCCUGAUGGAAUAGAUGGGGAUAAGAAUGACUGCUUUCCAAGUCAAGCCGUGGCUGUUGUUCUUAAAAAUGAAAAAGUGACUGUUCAGUGGACAUACGAUUCUUACUCUAAUAAAAUCAUUGAUAGUGAAUACAGCAGAAAUUCGUUUUCUGGAGCUUUGCUUAAUUCACUAUUACCAAACGUGGCUUUCAACGUAUACCAUUUGACAAAUCUGAGUCCUCGUGUCGGCGAGAUAAUGAAAUUUCAAACGGUUUUAUUAAACGCGGGAAAUGGAUAUAAUCCGUCAACUGGAAUAUUUACCGCUCCUGUUGGUGGUACAUACACAUUUAGCCUUCAAAUGUGUCUAUAUCCCCACAUCGUUUCGUACUUUGCUAUAAAAGUUGGAAGUACAAUUGUAGCAACUCCAUAUGGAGUGGAUGGAAGUUACAUAGAUUGUUAUUCAAGUCAAGCCGUGGCUGUUGUCCGAAAAAAUGAAAACGUGACUGUUCAGUUAACUCAUGGUGCUUCCUCAAAAAUGAUAUAUGAUAAUCAAUAUAGCAGAAAUGCUUUUUCUGGGUUGGCAGAAAAAAAGCAAAUGUUUGUACUUGUGUUAUUGGUGCUGGUUCCAGGCAGCAUACACGCAUUGGAAUGCUACUCUUGUUCAAAUGUGACAGACAUUAAAAGUUGCCUUCACACAACAAUCUGCAGUAGUGGACAGUCAUGCCUGAAAAUUGCAGACAUAACAGCACAGACAACAACGUUUACAUUAGGGUGUGUUGAAAAUCAGCAAUGUAGAGCACAUUUAAGUGGAGCAGCAGGGCUUGUUGGUCGUGAUAUAAGCUCACGUGAUACUAAUUGCCACGAAUGCUGUAGUACCGAGAGAUGUAAUAACCAACUUUGUCUUCACCAUAAACCUACAACGUGCAUAGACGAUGUGAAAGUUGACUGUGCAUAUAUGAAUGCCAUGUUUGAUAUUUGUAAAGAUGUCAAUCACUCAAAGAAUGUGUGUCCAAAGUUCUGUGGCCUCUGUACGCUAGUUGAUGGUAACUGGGCAGAGUGGUCACCAUGGUCAGAAUGUGAUGUAACAUGUGAAAACGGCAUACAGACAAGAAAACGAACGUGUACUAACCCAGCUCCGGCUAACCAAGGCCUUGACUGUAUUGGAAAUGGCACCGAUACUAAACCAUGUGUUAAGCAGUUAUGUCCAAUACACGGAGGAUGGACAAAAUGGACAAAUUGGGGAGCGUGUUCUGUUACAUGUGAUAUUGGUAUACAAAGGAGACAUCGUAACUGUAGCAAUCCAGCCCCUUCUAGAUUUGGAGACCACUGUUUUGGGGAAGCAAUGGAUGAUAGAGUUUGUAUGGUUAAAGCGUGCGCUGAUGGUGGUUGGACUGCAUGGGGAAGUUGGACGAGUUGUAGUGCUUCCUGUGACGGUGGUAUACGUUCGCAAUCACGAACUUGCACAAACCCAUCACCUUCCCCGCUGGGUAAAGCAUGCGCAGGCGAUUCUUCUAAAAUUGCAAUAUGCAAUACAGUGUCAUGUCUACCAAAUGUGACAUUUAGCGUAUACCAUUUGACAGAUCUUAGUCCCUCUUCUGGUGAAAUAAUGAAGUAUAAAACAGUUGUGUUGAAUGAAGGAAAUGGAUAUAAUCCUUCAACUGGUAUAUUUACUGCUCCUGUUGGAGGGAUAUAUUCAUUUAAUGUUCAAAUGUGUCUAUACCCACAGACCUACUCGUACUAUGUUAUUAAAGUUGGAAGUAAAAUAGUAUCGGGCUAUUAUGGAUACGAUGCAGACCAUUACAAUUGUUUUCCAAGUUCGGCAGUGGCUGCUGUCCGUAAAAAUGAACAAGUCACAGUUCAAUGGACAUCCACAAGUUAUUCAAAUCAUAUCUAUGAAUACAAUAGUUAUACAAAUUCCUUCUCGGGUGUGUUGAUACAUGUAAUAUGAUUGAUGAGUACAAGUAUUAUGUUUAAGUUAAGAACUAACUCUCAUUUAGACAAAUGAUAAAGCUUCUAAAAUUAUAUUUUAUUUACGACACCUCAUUCUCUAUAAUGUCCGAUAUACCAUUCAAAUCAGAUUUUUUCAU